AUGCUUCAGCGUUCCAAGUAUAACCGCUUCAGGAAUGAUUCGGUGACAUCAGUGGAUGAUACGGUCCAUAACUGGUCCAUCAACAGCAAGUUAUCCUCAACAGAUACCAUUUCAGCGUCUUCGCCAUAUCUGGCCUCACCUGAGAACCUCCAGAAGGAGCAUGGUGGAAGCACCACCCUUUCCACUCUUGUGCCUAAAGCGUCCCACUUAAAACUCUCCUCCACAGGCAGCCUUUGGGGCAUCAAGAACCUUUCCUCUGCAGUGAAAGAGCUGGCUGUCGCCAAGUUGCAGGGUAGUCCAGCAGCAGAGACUUCAGACAACACAUGUAGCCUUGCCACUGCCACCCUGCCUUCUCAGCAGGACAAGAACAAGAUGAAUACCGGGAAAAAACCAUGGUCGGAGGAAAUGUACCUGGGAGAUGAGGACUGGAAUCAGCGUGGCAGCACUGCCAACAAAGUACCCCAAGGAUGGCUGCAUUCAAAUGAGAAGAUCCUAGGACCAGGAGUGAUGUAUAUUGUGAAGUAUUUGGGAUGUAUAAAGGUCUUGCGGUCCAUGAAAUCUCUGGAUUUUAAUACUAGAACACAGAUAACAAGAGAAGCAAUUGGCCUUGUUUGUGAAGCUGUGCCAGGAACCAAAGGAGCUUUUAAAAGAAGAAAGCCACCAAGUAAAGCUCUCUCUAAUAUUCUGGGGAAGACCAAUCUUCAGUUUGCAGGAAUGAACAUCAGUCUGAAUAUAUCUACUACCAGCUUAAACCUGAUGACUCCCGACUGCAAGCAGAUUAUAGCAAACCAUCAUAUGCAAUCUAUUUCUUUUGCAUCUGGAGUAGAUGUGGAUACAACAGACUAUGUUGCAUAUGUAGCUAAGGAUCCUGUUAAUCACAGAGCAUGUCAUAUUCUGGAAUGUUGUGAUGGUCUUGCCCAGGAUAUAAUCAGUACCAUAGGGCAAGCAUUUGAACUUCGUUUUAAGCAAUAUUUGCACUGCCCCUCUAAGAUUCCAGCACUUCAAGACAGGAUGCAAAGUCUGGAUGAACUGUGGAUGGAAGAAGACAGCGAAGUGGCUGAACAUCCCUACUACAAUAGUUUUCCAAACAAUGGACGAAAGAGUCAAGGUCAAAUUCCCCCUAUUUCAGAUCCUGCUCAGUCUGCAUCAGCAUUGGGAAAAGAGCAAACAUACUACCAGAGCCAGCACGUUAGAGAUCUGUGUGAUGAAGGGCAACAGGCACCCAGCAGGCAAGGGUCUUUGGACAUCUACAGUCUGCCAGAAGAAUCCAAUGUUGAUCUAUCAAAAGAGAUGCCAAUGUAUGUGAAUACACGACAUAUAAAUAUGGAAAUGCUCCAUGCUCUUCAGACAGAGGCUGAACAUUUGUUUACUGAAAAAAUAGAAAGCACCAAAGACAACAGGCCAGGAAAAGAUCUUUUUGACAUGAGCCCUUUCGAAGAUGCUCUCAAGAAUCAAAUGCCAGGCCCUGUUUUGAAUAAGGCUACCUCAGUUGAAUGUACCAGUCCUCUCUUUUCCAGAGCAAGUGGGGCAGCUGCAGCUGAAGAACUGAGCACAGAGCCCUGGUAUCAAGGAAAAAUGACCAGGAAAGAAGCAGAACAGCUCUUAAAGAAAAGUGGAGACUUUCUGGUUAGGAAAAGUACAUCCAAUCCAGGAUCCUAUGUACUCACUGGAUUACAGAAUGGACAAGCCAAACAUCUUCUGUUGGUAGAUCCUGAAGGAGUUAUUCGUACAAAGGAUCGUACCUUUGAUAGCAUUAGCCACCUGAUCAAGCAUCAUCUUGAGUACAAUUUACCUAUUGUCUCUUCUGGAACUGAACUCUGCCUCCAACAGCCUGCUGAAAAAAAGUGA
Messenger RNA from Thamnophis elegans (Western terrestrial garter snake), 1848 nucleotides. RefSeq names its product SHC adaptor protein 3 (gene SHC3). Lineage: Eukaryota; Metazoa; Chordata; Lepidosauria; Squamata; Natricidae. Gene Ontology annotation, biological process: intracellular signal transduction; cell surface receptor protein tyrosine kinase signaling pathway. Gene Ontology annotation, cellular component: plasma membrane. The record is from RefSeq and is a predicted model, not a curated record. Gene Ontology annotation, molecular function: receptor tyrosine kinase binding.